Messenger RNA from Vombatus ursinus (common wombat), 1826 nucleotides. RefSeq names its product PWWP domain containing 2B (gene PWWP2B). Gene Ontology annotation, cellular component: nucleoplasm; nucleus. The transcript is spliced from 2 exons. Bases 16 to 1812 code for a protein of 598 amino acids. NCBI's taxonomy places the organism in Eukaryota, Metazoa, Chordata, Mammalia, Diprotodontia, Vombatidae. The record is from RefSeq and is a predicted model, not a curated record.
CCCAGACGCAGUCAGAUGCUUUGCGGAGACCAGGCGAGCGACAUCUGCGGCAUUUAUCAGAGCUCAGGAGCUGGCAUGGCGUUCGACGCAGAGAGGAAACUGAGGCCCGCAGAGGCCUGUCUUGUGCGGGGCCCCCAGGGAGCAGGGGACGGAGGUGGGACUUCCCCCCAGCUUUCCAGCCCAUCUUCUUGGUCCGGGCUGUUUGGUCUCCCCUCAUCUUUGCCGAAGCGGGAUGCCCCCCUGUCGGAUAGCUGCUCGCGUUGGGCCCCCCGUGAAGACAAGGGAGAUGCCCAGGCCCCCGAGACUGUCCUCCCCCCUCUGCCGCCCCCAGAGAAGCCCCUGGAGCCCGCCCCGCCCCUGGUGCCCCCCUUGCCGGCGGGCAGCGCCCCUCCUUUCCCUCCCUACUUUGAAGGCGCUCCCUUCCCCCACCCACUGUGGCUCAGACACACGUACAACCAGUGGGUCCCCCAGCCGCCCCCACGCACCAUCAAGCGUACCAAGAGACGGCUGUCCCGCAACCGGGACCCCGGCCGCCUGAUCAUGAGCACCAUCCGGCUGCGGCCGCGGCGGGUGCUGUGUGAGAAGUGCAAGAACACCCUGAACCCCGAGGAGAGCUCACCUAGCCAGCCCAGUGCCAAGCCGCGGCGGCGGCUGAGCGCCCCGGACAAGGAGCCCAAGAGAGCCGAGGAGCUGGACUGCGAGAUGAGGCGGAGCAAGCGGGAGAAGAGCGCGGGGGAGCUGGUGCCGCGCAGCCCCGUCAUCAAGAUCUCCUAUAGCACACCCCAGGGCAAGGGGGAGGUCGUGAAGAUCCCCUCCCGCGUGCACGGCUCCCUCAAACCCUUCUGUCCCCAGCAGGGCCUGCAGAACGGCGGCCAGGACCAGGAGGCGCGGGACCCGGGCUCCGGGGACCGGCUCGCUGGCGGGCAGCCGGCUUCCAUCCCCAAGCUGAAGCUGACCCGGCCCGUGCCUUCGGGGGAGGCGCCCCCUCCCAAGAUCCGCCUGAAGCCCCACCGCCUCCCCCGGAGUGGCAGCGGCGGUGGCAGCGGCUCCGGCGGGGGCCAGAGCGUCUCCAUCUACAAGGCGGAGCUGAUCGACGAGCUGGGCGACCUUCAGGGCGGCCGUGAGUCCCACGCCUCAUCUGCUUUCUACGCGGACCGCUCCUCCCGGCGGCAGCGGCGGCUCGCGGAGCUGUCCUCUGGAAGCUCGGGGGAAGAGGACGACUUUGGCGGGUUUCCCCCGGCCAAGGAUGGCCGCGACAACCUGGCUUUUCUCAUGAAUUACAAGAGGAAGGCCGACUCGUCCAGUUUGUCCGUGUGCAGCAACGACAGCCUGGACGGGUCGAGCUCGGACACCGCGUCCCCCGACGGCUGCGACUUCCUGCCCGGGGACGACGCCUCCGUGUCGUCUUCGUCCCGCGAAGAGCGCAAGACGGUGCCCCCGCUGACGGUGCGACUGCACACGCAGAGCGUGGCCCGGUGUGUGACCGAGGACGGCCGGACGGUGUCCGUGGGCGACAUCGUGUGGGGCAAGAUCCCCGGCUGCCCGUGGUGGCCGGCCCGCGUGCUGGACCUCAGCCUGAGUCAGAAGGACGACGGCGCGCCCUCCUGGAGGGAGGCCCGCGUCUCCUGGUUCGGCUCGCCCACCACGUCGUCCCUGUCCAUCUCGAAACUCUCCCCUUUCUCCGAGUUUUUCAAACUGAGAUUUAACCGUAAGAAGAAAGGCGUGUAUCGCAAAGCUAUUACGGAGGCCGCCAAGGCGGCCGAACACCUGAGCCCCGAAAUCCGGGAGCUCCUAAGCCAGUUCGAAACGUAACUUCAGCUCGAGGA